This is a messenger RNA of Notothenia coriiceps (black rockcod), 1488 nucleotides long. RefSeq names its product KxDL motif containing 1 (gene kxd1). Gene Ontology annotation, cellular component: BORC complex. Gene Ontology annotation, biological process: lysosome localization. Bases 157 to 711 code for a protein of 184 amino acids. The record is from RefSeq and is a predicted model, not a curated record. Lineage: Eukaryota; Metazoa; Chordata; Actinopteri; Perciformes; Nototheniidae. The transcript is spliced from 5 exons.
ACCGGAAAGUAAAAAAAAACACGGAAGUGCUUUGUUUUUAUAUUACUGCCAGCUGUCAGAUUCAGCUUCGGGCUGCAGGAAUCAUUUCAAAUCUGCUAAUAAAUUAACCAGAGGUCGACGCAAACAUCCUCGGAGAUAGAGAGCUUUGUCGUAACAAUGGUGGAGCCCACAGCAUCUGGCGUGUUCUGCAACAGGAUGCUGAGCAUGGUCAACUCUGAGGAUGUUAACGCCAUCAUCCAGGCUCAGAGACACAUGCUUGACCGCUUUGAGAAAACCAAUGAAAUGUUGAUCAACUUCAACGGGCUCUCCAACGUGCGACUACAGCAGAUGAACGAGCGCUUCCUUCUCCACACUCGUACCCUCGUGGAAAUGAAAAAGGAUCUGGACAGCGUCUUUAGGAGGAUCAGGACACUAAAAGGGAAGAUUGCUAAGCAGUACCCUGAAGCUUUCAGCAAUAUUCAUGAAUCACCCAUCCUGGCGGACGAUGACGAUGAGUUUGAUCCAGGUCCCCCCAGUUCUGCCAGAACCAUCAAAAUAGCCACUUCGGAGCAAAGCACAGAGUCCUGUGACACAAGUCCAGAUGUGAUCUCACCCACUGUGAGCCGAUGCUCUGAAGAUCUCUCUCAAGAGCCGCCUGACACGCCCACCUCCGAUGGCUUAGAGACAGCUGUCCUGCAGGACGAGGGUCCGGACUCUGUACCUGCAGAAUAGAGUGAGCAGAAUGGGAAUGGAUUUCAGCCUCUUGAGCUUCAACCUUACAACGAUUUUAGCAGGAGGUCAUGAUGUACAUUUGAGUUUGUGUUGGCCUCAACAAUAUCUGCUGACUUUUCCACUCAUUAUCUGUUUGGAGGAGCGUCACAACCCUUGAUGUUAGAUGUGGCUAUGAACUGUUUGCGGACACUGGAUAUUUGUCGGCAUGAUUAUUUGUUUUAUGCCUGCAUAGCACUAAAAAAAAGCAGGUUAUACUUGAAGUGAUAUAGUGUCUCACUAUAGAUGUAUCUUUAGUACUGAAAGUAAGAAAGCCCUCCCUUAUGAAAUGGUUAUAGGCAUAUAGUGUUAUUUGUUGUUUGAAGAGAUGCACACCUGACUUUAGAAAUCUCUCAUGAUGUCUAUCAUGAUUUAUGUUACUUAAAAUACAUUAACGUUAUUAAUGUUCUCAACCUGAAUCACAGCUACUACUGUUUACACUAUUACAAUAGCAUUAUAAUGAAGCGUUUUAAUUAUGUAGGCCCCUUUAAAACAGGGAAAUAUGUUUGUUACUGCAUUCAUAAACAUUUUAAGCAGCAUUUAUUCUGAUGCUAUAUGUAAACCUGUCCACCUUGCAUCGCAGUGAAAAAGUUGAAUGUCAGUGAUUCAGCAAACUACUCAAGAACACAUGAGCAGGGCAGAGGCUCUUUGAGAGGAGAGCUGGAAACCAGGCUGUGUGGGAGGAGGGUCCAAUCAUCCCUUGAUCAACAUUAAAGAUACCGUUUUGGUGUAAAAGGGAAA